AUGUGUGAUACAAACCUCGAUGUAGUUUCUUCCUUAUUGGAAACGCCAUUUUUUGAACUCGAUGACGACACUAAAGACGAAAUUUUAAUUCGGGGUCGCCCCACGCCUUGCCUCGGCAUUUCCCAGUUGGAUAAAAAAUUGGGUCAAGUUUUCUCUCGAAAUUUUAAAACCGACUGGUAUGACGGUCAUCCCUGGUUAUGCGGAAGCUCCCAAAAACAACGUUUGUUUUGCUGGCCGUGUUUACUGUUGACGAAAACUAAGAAUAACUUGUGGGUUUCGCAAGGCGUGGUGGAUUUAAAAAACCUUUCCGCCUGCAUAAAAAAGCACGAGUUGUCAAAGGAGCAUUUAAGUAACUACCUUAGCCUAAAACGGUUAGAAGCGGACAGUAACACUAGAAAAGCUUCGAAAACGCAGUCGGAUACCUCUCUGAAGUUGUACAAUGAGGAUGUUAGGAAAAAUCACAAGUUACUGACGUAUUUAAUAGAUGUAAUUUGCUAUUUGGCGAAACAAGAAUUGUUCGCGGGGAAUAACGAUGCGUUCAGCGCUAACAACUUUCGCGAGACGUUAGAUUUAAUUAUUACACGCGAUUCUGAAAUUCAAGAACACUUAAAAAAAAUUGAAGACGUUUCGGAAACUGUCCAAGAUGAUUUAAUUACUUCAAUAGCGGAAUAUGUCAUGGAAACAAUACACCAAGAAAUAACUAAAUCUGACAUUUUCUCUGUACAAGUCGGCGACGCCACAUAUAUCCUCGAGAAUCCACAAUAUGCCGUUUCGGUUCGAUUUGUUAAUACAUUCGGUGAAAUUAAAGAACGGUUUCUGGGUUUUCACGACGUAACUGAAGAUAGCUCUGCCGAUGCAGUAUACAGUUUAAUUACAACCGUUUUAGGUCCUUUUAAUUAUAAAACGAAGUUAGUAGGCCAGUGCUAUGAUGGCGCUUGUGUAGCGGCAGCGUCCUUGGACGGCUUGCAAAGAAAAGUUAAAAACGACGCACCAAACGCUUUACUUACGCAUUGCAGCGCCCACGACCUAAACUUAGUUUUACAGGACGGCUCCAAAAGUAUCAAAAACUGCCGUGUUUAUUUCGCUGUCGUAAGGUCAUUGUUAAACUUUUUUCGUCAAUCGGGUAAACGAUUGUCCCUGCUUAGUUUAGUGGUAGACAACAAAAAUCCAUCUUCAGACGUUAACGGGAUCACACCAUCGGAAAUCGUUCAAAUUUUAGGCUCCGAGUGGGACGGUUUACAAAUUGUUUUGAGGAAUAUCAUCGAGGACAAAUCUUCAGCUGUAGAAUCCAUAAGUGGAGCUAAGGGCUACCUUAAGUGUAUGAACGAUUUGGAGUUUUCCUUCUUAACACUCGUAUAUAAAAACAUCUUCGAUAUUACCGAUAUUGUAUCUCGCGUACUUCAAGUAAAUUCGUUAGAUGUUGAUUAUUGCAAAAUGCAAGCAUCUUCAGCGAGAAAUAGUAUAAGUUCGUUGAGAAAUGAAGAUAAAUUUAAAGAAUUGUUUUAUAAGGCAAAAUCUCGGAUGUCUUAUGACAUUCAAGGGCCUUCAGCUAAAAGGUUUAAACUAUCACACACUGUUAGUGGUGAUGAAAAAGCGUCUUUGCGGGUAUUAUUUUAUGAAAUAAUUGACAACACUGUAACACAGUUAGACGUAAGACUUGGGGAUAUGUCGCAGUUAUUGUAUUUUGCUCUGUUCGAUUCUUCGCAUUUCAGAGAUUACUCUGAAAACUUCCCAAUCGAUUUAGUGUGCGAUUUGACCAGCUUCUACGUAGACCUUUUCGAUAAACAAAGAUUGGUUAACGAGUUGGGCGUUAUAUAUCAAGAUGAAGAGUUUGCGAAAUUAAAUCUGGACGGUGUUUUGAAAGACUUCGUAGUUAAUGACUUUCGAAGCUUAUUUCCGGAAGCGUACAAGUUAUUUGCUUUGAUCGCAACAAUUCCAUUGACGAGCAGUUCGG
Molecule: messenger RNA, 1954 nt
Organism: Anoplophora glabripennis (Asian longhorned beetle)
Lineage: Eukaryota; Metazoa; Arthropoda; Insecta; Coleoptera; Cerambycidae
Product: zinc finger MYM-type protein 1-like
Exons: 1
Source: RefSeq, a predicted model, not a curated record